Colletes gigas is the source of this 4039-nucleotide messenger RNA. RefSeq names its product RNA polymerase II-associated protein 1. Bases 265 to 3987 code for a protein of 1240 amino acids. Lineage: Eukaryota; Metazoa; Arthropoda; Insecta; Hymenoptera; Colletidae. Gene Ontology annotation, biological process: transcription by RNA polymerase II. Gene Ontology annotation, cellular component: nucleus. The transcript has 8 exons. The record is from RefSeq and is a predicted model, not a curated record.
CGAGGAAGAAAUGUUUUAUUACCAACGUACAUCGAGUUAUAAUUUUUAUAUAAAAAUCAACAUAAAAUAUACUUAAAAGUGUAACAUCAGCGAAAUCCAUGUUUAACAAUAAAUAAUAAUAUAUGUUGUAAAUAAUAAACGCAUCGAUGGUAUUCAUAACCUAAAAGUGUUUAAUGUCAAAAAACUAAGGUAAUAUCCAUAGACAGAGAUUAUAAUUUUUCAGACACUGAAUUAUUAAAUGUGUUCAUAAAAUAUUUAAAAACUAUGGAUGGUGGUCCGACUUUAAAGCGGCCUAAGCCAACCGAUGGUGAAGAAGAAUUAUUUCGUAUGCAAGACGAAUUUUUGAUGAAUAAACAACAACCAUCUGCAAAAGUAAUUAAUUUACGAGGUUCGAAGGCACCUUUUGAUAUUACUGCUUCUGAUGAAAUGCCUAAAAGUCAGCCAAGUAGUGGGAAAAUAAGGUCAAAAUUUUCUGAAUUGAAAAAACAUAAAAUACACAAUAGGGUGUAUACUCAUCAAAGUGGUGGCAAUGUUUUAAAUCCUGCGAUCAAGGAAAAUGUUCAGGAAAAUUUAAAACCUAAAUUACAGGAUUCUGUUCAAAAUAUAGAAAUUGCACCAUCUAAUAUAAUAUUAGGAAAUAUUAUUGAAAAGAAAUAUGGCCUAAACAACUUUAAAUUGAAUGAGAAGUCUUUUUCCGCUUUGGACAAAGGUUUCCCUGACGUUUUUGUUUCUGAUUAUAUGAAAAAUGAUGGUAAUCAAAGCUUAUUUUGGCAACAAGUUUCCCCAGAAGAAAAUGCGACACACAAAUCAGAGGAUCCUCAGAAGUAUGAACCUUCAUUUAAUAAUGAUAAUACUAUUAUAGAGAAAUCAUGGGCAACUGAGAUACACAAAGAAAAUUUAGAACGAUUAAAUAGAAUGAGUCAAGAAGAUAUAUUAAGAGAGAAAAGUAAGCUUGAGAUGAUGCUUAAACCAGAAUUAAUCCAGUUUUUAAAAGAUAGACGAAAUAAAAAACAAAAAGCAGAAGGGGAUCAAGAUGAAAUUGAAAAAUCUAAUAUUUUGAAUAAAGAUGAAAAUGUGACAUAUAUGGAUGAAGAGAAAUUGUGUACAAAAAAAAUUUCUAACAGGCACGAUAAAGAAUUAUCAAACAAUAAUGAUGUUACAUUAAUGCAAAUUGUUAAACUUGAAAAAGUCGUUGAUAAAUACAAUAAAGAUAUGUCCAAGAAUAUUGAUGAUACACAGAUGCAAAUAGACGAAUCUGAGGAAACUGUAACAGAGCCUCCUAUAGAGUUAAUGAAACUGGCUAAAGAAAAAGGUUGGGUACAUAUGGAUGCUCUUGAACGUGAAAAGUUAAAGUGGAUGGAAGAUAUACCAAUACAGAAACAAGAUGAACCUUCUCCAGAUGAACCAUACAAUGCUCGUUUUGAUUUCAAUGGUUUAUUAUUACCAUAUGAAGACGAAAGUGUACCAGUCGAGAAAGGUCUUCAUCAUCAUGGAGAAGAACCUGAACGACCUGGAUAUUCCUUGCAAGAACUAUUACAAUUAAGCCGAUCAGCUGCACAGCAGCAACGUUGCAUGGCUCUUACAACGCUGGCAAAUAUUAUAGAUAAAAGUCGUAAGGGCUGGUAUGAUAAAGCAUUACAUCCAGCACCUUUGCCUGUGCUAAGUCAACGAAAUCUCCUAUUAUUAUUGAGGUUUUCUUUAGAUGAUACAUCAGUAGCUAUAGUAACAGCAACUUUACAAGCACUUAGAGCUUUUUUAUAUAGCGAAGAAGAUGAAAUUUGUUUGGAUAGAUUGUAUGGUUUCCAAAAUUACGAAGAACCUAAUAUAACGCCACCAAAAACUGAUAUUACUAAUACAAGUAAUUUGAAAGAUCAUGAAUUGGUGCAAUUAGACGCAAUAGCUGCGUUAUUAAGAACUGAUAUAUUCAUAAGGAUUAGGUAUAUUUUGCGUGAAAUGCGACCACCGCCUGUUGGUGUAACAUGUGCAUUAGAAAUAUUAAUCAGACUCGCAAGAUAUUCAAAUAUAACAGCAUUAAACAUUAUGAGCAUCCCGAAUUUAUUAGAAGCAAUCGCUGAAUACUUUAUGCCAUUAUCUACUGAUCGUUUAGCAAUGCAGAAAACUAUAAAUAAUGUUUAUGGAGUUCCUGUAAUUCCUGCUGUUAGGUUUUGUCGUAUUUUACUUUAUUAUGGAGGAAAACCAGUUGCCCAAAAGUUGAACAACCUUAACAUUAAACAACGCAUUAUUUCGUAUAUCUGUUGCGAUGCAGGAAAUGAAAGUAUUAAUCUCAGCAUCGAAAGUUUACGACUAUGGAAAACUUUACUACUUCACGGAGAGGCAAUGGACAGUUUAAAUGGCGUACAAUUAAUUUUAUUGUCUCAGUUACAACUUCUAUUAAGUAAUCAUGAUAUUCGAAAUGCAUCCGAAUUAUCUUGUGAAUAUGCAGCAAAUUUAAUUGCUGUUGCCAGUUGUUUGACAUCUUUAAAAGCAAAUAUAUCAAUUUUAUUGUUGAAAUGGAGUACACAGUUAUUAUCUUUAACUAAUGUUACAUGGGGCAAUACAAAACUUCUUGCAGAAACAUUAUUGGCAGUCAAUGAUACUUCUGUAAUUCAAAAAUUGAUAAUAUCUCGAUCACGAGUAUUUUCUAAACUUAGCUCUUCUUCAAAUUUAUUGAGUGGCUAUAGACCAGCUAUUGAACGCGAUCCUCCUUCUCUACCUCAUCUAGGUAUAUUAACAGAGGAUGGACAAUUACAGCCUAUAGUAUCUCAACAAUCUUGUAUACCAUUUCUUGCAACCGUUUUAAAAGUAUUCAUUAAUCAUUGUUUUAUACAAGAAGUUCAAGCAAUUCUCAGCCUUCCACAACUUUGUAAAUAUUUAAAAAAAUUAGAAACAACAGAAUGGUGCUUAGAAAGAUCAUGGUACACAAGAUUUGAAUUAUCUUUCUUGAUUGCUAUAGUGAAGGCAGCUUCUCUUGUUAAAGAUAAACUCGACAAAAGUACAGCGCAUAUUAUUUGGAAAAUUGCAGUCAAACUCGUAUCAUCUUUACCUGCUGAUUUUUCAUCCGAUGUAAAAGAUAUGCUUCGGAUUGCAUUAUCAAAAGAGAAAUUAAGUUUAGCAACGAUAGCAAAUGAAUUAGAGAAAUUAAACUUGAGUCCAAACGUCGAGAAUAUUAAAUUAAAUUUAAACAGUGAUAUGGCUGCUUUAUAUGAACAUUAUGUAGAACUGAAUGGCGAAUGGGAUCAAGCGGCAAUGCCUAAAGAUUGGCUUUAUCUCCCAGUAGUACACAUUUAUACAAAAUGUAGAAACAAUAGCACAUGCAAUGAUGAAGAUAAAUCUACUAUCUUGACUGUACUGAGUUUAGAAUUACUAUUACCUGAUUUGGUUGAAAAGUUGUCUCAAAGUCUAAGAUUCAGCAGAUUAGUUCUGGUAUACCUAUGUGAUACAGUAUAUUUAAAUAGCGACGUAUCUGCUUUACUUACUAAAGCCAUUGUAUCUUUAUUGAAAGAUAAUUACGAGAAAUUUAAUUUUACAAUAGAUUUGCCAGGACUUAACUCGUUUACUGAUUUAUUCACGGUCAUGUGCGAACAUUUUUGUUCAACUUCUUAUGGUGAUUAUGGUUUUUCGAUGACUAUAUUGCUGCUAAUUGCACAAAGGCACGAUGUUCACUAUAGAAAACUAUUAUGGUCGGAACAUGCGGGUUUGUUGCGUUACAUUAGAUUACCUUUAGAACAAUUGGUUAUUCCGUUAAAAGAAUAUUUCUAUCCACUCGAAGAAGAUACAUCUUUAAUAGAAAGUUAUAUAACCGCUCUUGUUAGAGAAAUUGUUAAAAAAGAUUGGUGUCCCAUUCCUUAUGCCAUUGCUGUACAUCAUUCUGCAAUGUAUUUAAAACAACCAAAUAAAUUAGCAGUACGAAUGAGAAUGAAAUUAGAGAAAAUACCCAAUAAAGAUUUAGCUGUAACGUUACUAGAAUACAAAGAACCUACAUUAUAAGUGUAGAUAAUUGGUGUAUUAGAUUUUUAAUAAGAGAUUCGAAAUUAAUUAC